CGUCCUGGGGCUCAGAGAAGGCUGCACACGCACGCUGCUGCACUUGAUAACACGGAAUAAGUUUUUACCCUGAAGGACGCUUCGGGUUAUUCUUGUGUUUUAUUUUGUUUUCCUUUAGAGGCAACAGAGAUGACACUUGUGAAACUUUGAAAAGAAAAGAAAAUAACUAACAUGUGCCUGAAAGCUGUUCCAUGUUACUGAGGGAAUAAACGCCAAGUGGAUAUUACACACCGGGCUCCGGACGCAGAGACUGGAGACUUUCACGCUCACUUUAAACAUUCAUUUGUUUUCUCACAUUUCCUUGGAUAGCUUUUAAUAGCCUUAUUUUCACCGACCGCGAUUCUCAUAAUGCGACUUUUUCUGGCGUGUGCGACCUGUCAGGAACAAACAGAGCUGGUAAAAAUGUUACAAGGUUGUUAAAUUUAUUGGAACGUGACCACCGGAGAUGAACUUUCUCCGUAUUGAUUGCGGGAGCUCUGGUGAAUGAUUGACAGCAGAGGCUCGGCCUGGCGCACAAACUGGAUUUACCGUCAGGAGUUCAACUUUUGUUUUAAUCAUUAAGAGAAAAGAAGGAGCACAAUAUAACUCUGGCCCUGGUUCAUUCAGCAGAAGAAUAGCGUUUUCAUCCAGGUUUCUGAGAUGAACUGAAGCUAAUUUACCCUCCUCCAUUACUAUUUUAUUUCCGUUUUAAUGACUCUAAAUCAAUCACUUUAAACCAUGUUCUAUAGGCCUAUGGCAUCUACGGUGAGGCACGCGACGUGCAGCCCGCUGUUCCCGCGGCCCCUCGUGCUACUACUGCUGCUGCUGUUCCGGUGUCCUGGUUUCACAUUAGGAGCCUCCAAAGAUCUGGUGUGUGAGCCCAUAACUGUGCCCAUGUGCAAGGGCAUCGGCUACAACCUGACCUACAUGCCCAAUCAGUUCAACCACGACACCCAGGAGGAGGUGGGGCUGGAGGUGCACCAGUUCUGGCCCCUGGUCCGGAUCCGCUGCUCUCCAGACCUGCUCUUCUUCCUGUGCAGCAUGUACACCCCCAUCUGCCUGCCGGACUACCGCAAGCCACUGCCACCCUGCCGGUCUGUGUGUGAACGGGCCAAACGGGGCUGCUCCCCUCUGAUGAGCCAGUACGGCUUCGAGUGGCCCGAGAGGAUGAGUUGCGAACAGCUGCCCCAGCUGGGCGACGACUCGACCCUGUGCAUGGACCAGAACAGCAGCGAGACCACCACCCUGGCUCCACCAUUCCCCAAGCCCACCUCUAAAGGCCGGGCCAGACCACCCAGCCCCCCGCAGUGUGACAGGGAGUGCCGCUGUCGAGACCCCCUGGUCCCAAUCAAGAGGGAGUCCCACACUCUGUACGGCCAGGUUCACACCGGGCCCCUACCCAACUGCGCCCAGCCCUGCCACCAGCCCUACUUCUCAGCCAACGAACGCGCCUUCACCAGCUUCUGGGUGGGACUCUGGUCGGUGCUGUGCUUCAUCUCCACCUUGACCACUGUCGCCACCUUCCUCAUUGACAUGGAGCGCUUCCAGUACCCAGAGAGGCCCAUCAUCUUCCUGGCUGCAUGCUACCUCUUCGUGUCUUUGGGUUACAUCAUCCGCUUGGUGGCAGGCCAUGAGCGAGUGGCGUGUGGCGCCGGCAGCAAUGUUGGUGGCGACCAGCUGCACAUCCUCUACGACACCACUGGCCCCGCUCUCUGCACCCUUGUCUUCUUGUUGGUGUAUUUCUUUGGCAUGGCCAGCUCCAUCUGGUGGGUGGUGCUGUCCUUCACCUGGUUUCUGGCUGCAGGGAUGAAGUGGGGCAGCGAGGCCAUCGCAGGAUACUCGCAGUAUUUCCACCUCGCCGCCUGGCUCAUCCCCAGUGUCAAGACCAUUAUCGUCCUGGCUCUCAGCUCUGUGGACGGGGACCCUGUGGCUGGAAUCUGCUACGUGGGGAACCAGAGUCUGGAAAGUCUGAGGGCAUUCGUACUCGCACCUCUCGUGGUUUACCUCUUAACCGGCUCACUUUUCUUACUUGCCGGCUUUGUUUCUCUCUUCCGUAUCAGAAGCAUCAUCAAGCAAGGUGGCACCAAGACGGACAAACUGGAGCGGCUGAUGAUCCGCAUUGGGCUCUUCACGGUGCUGUACACCGUCCCCGCCACCAUCGUGGUGGCCUGCCUGGUCUAUGAGCAGCACUACAGGCCUGGCUGGGAGCGAGCCUUGGCCUGCUCCUGCCAGUCUGAGCGCCAGCGCUUGGGCGUGGGCCCAGACUAUGCCGUCUUCAUGCUCAAGUACUUCAUGUGCUUAGUGGUGGGCAUCACAUCAGGAGUCUGGAUUUGGUCAGGAAAGACCCUGGAGUCCUGGAGGAGGUUUGUCACACGAUGCUGCCCCUGCUGGCCACAGAAAGCCACUGCUCCACCCUCCAUGUACAGUGAGGCCAGUACUGCUUUAACUGGACAUACUGGAACUGGGCUGACAUCAGGGAUCUACCACAAAGCUGUUCCAUCGCAUAUAUGAACUGACUUGCACAGUUAAGAGGAUUGAUGUUCAUACAGUCACCUCUCUGGACACUCAGAAAUAAACUAAAGUAUCUGAACACACAGAAAGUGAGUGUGGACAAACAUCUGUAGGACUGUGUGCCCUGACUAUCAGCUCGCACAAAUACUAGAGGAUUGUGACAAUAUGACACACAAGGGACCAAAAGAUUCAGAGCGAGCAAAAUAAG
Sander lucioperca (pikeperch) is the source of this 2698-nucleotide messenger RNA. It is a transcript of the gene fzd5, whose product is annotated as frizzled class receptor 5. The record is from RefSeq and is a predicted model, not a curated record. Gene Ontology annotation, molecular function: Wnt-protein binding; Wnt receptor activity. NCBI's taxonomy places the organism in Eukaryota, Metazoa, Chordata, Actinopteri, Perciformes, Percidae. Gene Ontology annotation, cellular component: plasma membrane. Gene Ontology annotation, biological process: canonical Wnt signaling pathway; non-canonical Wnt signaling pathway. The transcript has a single exon. The coding region runs from base 718 to 2490 and encodes 590 amino acids.